This is a messenger RNA of Lynx canadensis (Canada lynx), 2192 nucleotides long. Its product is annotated as cationic amino acid transporter 3-like. Gene Ontology annotation, biological process: transmembrane transport; amino acid transport. NCBI's taxonomy places the organism in Eukaryota, Metazoa, Chordata, Mammalia, Carnivora, Felidae. Gene Ontology annotation, cellular component: plasma membrane. Bases 265 to 2016 code for a protein of 583 amino acids. The transcript is spliced from 2 exons. The record is from RefSeq and is a predicted model, not a curated record. Gene Ontology annotation, molecular function: amino acid transmembrane transporter activity.
AGGUCUUAGGCUGAGCUGGAAUCCCAGCCCUGUUCCUCUCCAUGUAGCCUCUUCACCUGGACUCACUCACGUGUAAACGGCAUUAUGAAGGGCUAUCAAAUACCAGAUGAAAUACAAAGCAGCAGCUUUGAAGUCUGAGGAACGGACCUCAGCAGCCCCAACUCAACUUGGCUAAACUUAGCCUCACUGAACGAGAUCCCAGAGUCUGCACCCUGGACUUGCUACAGCUCUCUGAUCCUGGAAUAGUCUUCAUUUCCAGCUAGAAUGCUGCGUCAGACAUUUCAUACAUUUGGUCAAAAACUGGUACACAGACCUACGCUGGGGGAACCAGUGGCUGAGGAUGACCCAGAGAGAAGACUGAGCACUCUGGAUUUAGUGACCCUGGGUGUGGGCCGCACACUGGGUGUAGGUGUGUAUGUCCUGGCUUGUGAGGUGGUCAGCAAUCAAGCAGGACCAUCCUUUGUGAUUUGUGUUUUGAUUGCUGGCCUAUCUUCAAUGUUGGCUGCGCUGUGCUAUGCAGAGAUUACUGCCCGGGUUCCCCAUUCUGGCUCUGCAUAUCUCUACAGCCAUGUCACUAUAGGUGAGCUUUGGGCUUUCAUCACUGGCUGGAACCUCAUCCUCUCCCUUGUUGCUAAUGCAGUGAUUUAUUUCCAGGUAUUGUUCUUAGUUUUUGAGUCACUGCGUGUGACACUGCAAGAAUUUAUCUUACAGCAUGUUUCCCACUACCUUAGAGAAGACCAUAUAAGCUUCAUUUUUAUGUUCGCUCUGUGGUUUUUCAUGGAUUUCUUGUAUGAUUCAACUUCCCCACUUGCCAAAGUGGUCAUGUUGGUGAAAAUUUUGGUUCUCAGUUUUGUCAUCAUCACUGGCUUCAUUAAGGGGGACCUGCACAACUGGAAGCUCACAGAAGAGGACUACGUAAAGGCUGGACUCAAUGACACCUCAAGCUUGGGCCCUCUGGGCUCUGGAGGAUUUGUGCCUUUUGGCUUCGAGGGGAUUCUCCGUGGAGCAGCUACCUGUUUCUAUGCAUUUAUAGGUUUUGAGGAAAUUGUUACCAGAGUUGAGGAAGCCCAGAAGCCCCAACGUUCCAUCCCCAGGAGCAUUGUUAUUUCACUGUUCAUCCUCUUCGUGCUGUAUUUUGGUGUCUCUUUAGCACUUACCCUUAUGGUGCCUUACUACCAGCUUCAACCUGGGAGCACCUUGCCCGAGGCAUUUCUCUUUAUUGGCUGGGCUCCUGCCUACUAUAUUCUAGUGUUUGGAUUUUUCUGUAGUUUUUUGGGAAGUAUCUUUGGACGUAUUUUCCCCAUAUACCAGCUGUUACACGAGAUGGCAGAGGAUGGCCUCCUGUUCCCUGUCAUUGCCUGGAUCCUUACCAGGAACAUCAUCAUCAGAAUGAGUUUGUUUAUCUUUAUGAUCAUUGCAGUAAUCAUGACCUUCUUCUUUGGAAUCACUGAUGUUGUGGACCUCAUGUUUAUUGGGUCCCUGAUAUCUUACUCCAUGGUUGCUAUUUGUGUUCUCAUCAUCAGGUAUCAGCCUGAGAUGCAGAAUGAUGAAAAUGAAACAGAGGUGCAGGAUGAGAAUGGACCUGCAGCAGGGAGGCUGACUCUACAGGGACUACUUUUUCCAGGCAGCCCCACCCCCACUCCACUCUCUGGCCGAGUUAUCUAUGUUUGCUCCUUACUGCUUGUUAUGCUGCUCAUUCUUCUGUGCCUGGUGCUGGCCCAGUGGCCAGUCCUGCUUUCUGGAGACCCAGUGUGGAUUUCAGUGGUUGUGCUGCUCCUGGUGCUCAUCACUGGGGUCACUGGGGUCAUCUGGAGACAGCCUCAGAGCUCCAGUUCCCUUCACUCUAAGGUCUCUGCUCUGCCUCUCCUCCCAGUACUGAGCAUCUUCAUGAAUGUUUACCUUAUGAUGCAGGUGUCAGCUGCCACCUGGAUAGUAUUUGGUGUCUGGAUACUGAUUGGGUUUGCUAUCUACUUCAGCUAUGGGUUCCGGUAUAGCCUGAUCUCUAACCGCACUUAAGCUAGGGCCAAAGCUGUAAACUUUGAACUCAGUAGUUCUAGUACCUAUUAUUACUUUUAUUUUUUACUUAUCUACUUUUGAAUUGUGCCUGUAGCGGCACACUGGCUUUUAAAAAUAUUAAAAAUGGGGUUCCUUGAUGGCUCAGUUGGUUAAGCAUCGGACUUCAGCUCAGUUCA